CAUCUUGGCGGUGACGUUCAAUGGAGGGGUUAUCAUCGGCUCAGAUUCCAGGGCGUCCAUUGGAGGGAGCAUAUACCCACGUGGGUGAUUGAAAGAUGAACUGAGGUCCACACUCCAUUCCAGUUGGUGGUGGUAAUGCACCAAGUUUGUUGCCAACCGCCAUAUAAAGUCUGAAGAAAAAGAAGAAGACUGAAGGAGGAGCGAUUACUAGAAACUAACUUGUGUACCCUUUUAUCUGUGGAUUAAUGGUCGGAGUAGAGGACCUUGUGCAUUUCAGGUACUACGUGUCCUCUAAGACCAUCAACAAGCUGAUCCAGGUCCAUGACAGGAUAUUCUGCUGCAUCGCCGGCUCCCUGGCAGACGCUCAGGCCGUCACCAAGGCUGCCAAGUUCCAGAUCUCCUUCCACAGUAUUCAGAUGGAGUCCCCUCCUCUGGUGAAGGCAGCAGCGUCCGUGUUGAAGGAGCUGUGCUACAACAACAAGGAGGAGCUGCAGGCCGGCUUCAUCACUGCAGGCUGGGACAGGAAGAAAGGGCCACAGGUUUACACAGUGGCCCUGGGCGGUAUGUUACUCAGUCAGCCGUUCACCAUCGGAGGAUCAGGCAGCACAUACAUCUACGGUUACGCCGACGCCAAAUAUAAACCUGACAUGAGCAAAGAGGAGUGCCUGCAGUUUGCUACAAAUGCUCUUGCCCUGGCUAUGGGCAGAGACAAUGUCAGCGGGGGUGUGGCACACCUGGUAGUGAUCACGGAGGAGGGGGUGGAGCAUAUUGUCAUCCCUGGAGACAAGCUGCCCAAGUUCCACGACGAGUAGUGACACUUCAAUCAGCCAAUCAGCUGUGACACUCUGUGAGAGGAAUUUGGAACCUUCACCCAACCAAUCACUGUUGUUCAUACUGUACAUGCAGCAUUUGGUGUUCAUAGGCCUAACUAUUCACAUCAGUUUUGGGACUGUGGUUAGAAAUAAACACUAAUGAUUUCCAAGAGUUCAAUGUGAGAAUCUACUCUGCUCCUGCCUAUGUGUUUUCUAAUCCACACUGUGUUCACUUUGUUUCUGUGCUUUAUAUAUUUUUUAAUCUGAUGACCUUUGUAUGGAAUCAAUCAAAUCAAAGUAAAAAAUAUCUUUACA
This is a messenger RNA of Oncorhynchus nerka (sockeye salmon), 1127 nucleotides long. RefSeq names its product proteasome 20S subunit beta 12 (gene psmb12). NCBI's taxonomy places the organism in Eukaryota, Metazoa, Chordata, Actinopteri, Salmoniformes, Salmonidae. Gene Ontology annotation, molecular function: threonine-type endopeptidase activity. The transcript is spliced from 6 exons. Bases 246 to 812 code for a protein of 188 amino acids. Gene Ontology annotation, cellular component: proteasome core complex. The record is from RefSeq and is a predicted model, not a curated record.